Molecule: messenger RNA, 1239 nt
Organism: Fusarium keratoplasticum
Lineage: Eukaryota; Fungi; Ascomycota; Sordariomycetes; Hypocreales; Nectriaceae
Product: [RNA-polymerase]-subunit kinase
Exons: 2
Coding region: 1-1239 (412 amino acids)
Biological process (GO): positive regulation of transcription by RNA polymerase II; protein phosphorylation
Cellular component (GO): transcription factor TFIIH holo complex; transcription factor TFIIK complex; cytoplasm
Molecular function (GO): cyclin-dependent protein serine/threonine kinase activity; RNA polymerase II CTD heptapeptide repeat kinase activity; ATP binding
Source: RefSeq, a predicted model, not a curated record
AUGGCAGUCUCCCCAGUCGUCACCCACACGGUAGAGGUGCCUCAAUCACAAACCCUCCAGCGCGCCAUCUCUUCGCCUCUCAAGAACGUCACCUCGCAAACCUCUUCCUCCAAUGGCACUCCUAAACCACCCGUCACGUCGGUGCCUGCGCCAGCCACCAUGCCUGCGACUUUGGAUCUCGCCGAGCAGAUGAACGACGAGGAGAAGCGGAAAUACGUCAAAGGCAAGAAGCUAGGUGAAGGUACCUACGCCAUCGUCUUCCUCGGCCACCUCCGCUCCAAGCCGUCCACCCUCGUCGCCAUCAAAAAGAUCAAGGUGCAGAAGGAGUACGACGAGGGCAUGGCGCCCGACGCCGUCCGCGAGCUCAAGCACCUCCAGGAGCUCUCCCACCCAAACAUCAUCUCCCUCCUCUCCGUCUUCUCCUCCAAGGACCAGAACCUCAACCUCGUCCUCGAGUACCUGCCCCGCGGCGACCUCGAGAUGCUCAUCCGCGACACGGAAAACGUCCGCUACGGUACAGCAGACAUCAAGACGUGGAUGGGCAUGCUCACCCGCGCCGUGUGGUUCUGCCACGAGAACUUUGUUCUACACCGUGAUAUCAAGCCCAACAACUUGCUCAUCGCCGCUGACGGGGAGGUCAAGCUUGCUGAUUUUGGUCUCGCGCGCAGCUUUGCCGAUCCUCACCAGCUCAUGUCGUCGCGCGUCAUCACCCGCUGGUAUCGUCCCCCUGAGCUGCUCUUUGACGCAAAGCACUACAGCGGCGCUGUCGACGUCUGGUCCGUCGGCACUGUCUUUGCGGAGCUCAUCAUGCGUGCGCCCUACCUCCCCGGCAACACGGACCUCGACCAGGUCCGUCUCGUCUGCGAGGCCAUCGGCACACCUACCGAGGACAACUGGCCCGGCGUCACGAAGCUCUCCGGGUACGCUGUUCCCGGACAGCACCCGGUUCGUGGUAAAGACUGGUAUGAGAUGCGCUUCGGCAGUGUGGGCUCUGACGGUGUCGAUCUCCUCAUGAAGACGCUCAUCCUCGACCCCAAGAAGCGCAUCACAGCCCGCUCCAUGCUCGAUCACCCGUGGUGGCACUCGGAGCCCAAGCCCACGCGAAAGCAGGACCUCCCAAAGAAAGGCGGUGCCGGGGCCGACGACAAGAUGGGAGCCGACCUCAAGCGCAGGCCGGGCGUCAUUGACGACGAUCGGGGAUCCAAGGUUGCUCGCAAGCUCGACUUUGGAGGCAUGUAA